UCGAAAAAAGUGACGCGGCGGCGGCGGCGGCGGCGUCCAGCUUCGCUAAGCUCGGAGGGAAGAUGUCGUUUGUGAGGGCGGGGCGCUCACAUCGCAGUCAGGGCAAAAGGCCUCCUCGCUCCAAGAAGUCAGGCACUCCUAAGAGAGACUGGGUGAGCACUGUCAACGAUCUCACGGUGCACAAGUUAACGCCAGAGGAGCUGAGACAUCGUCAUGAAAUCCACAAGUCUCACAACAGGGCUGCAGCUCAGUGGGAACUGAGAGAAAAGGCCCUGAAACAGCGAUUCAGGCAGCCCGGAAGCCCCGCACCGCUGGACAAAGCCAGUCUCACCAUCAUCAGGGAGGUGUUCUCUGACCAGCUGUUGCUGCAAGAUGUGUUGGCCCGCUCAGAUAAAGCCAUGGCUGUGGUCAAAGACCUGUUUGGAGACGCUCCUCGCAGGCAUAUUGGGCAUCCCAGUGUGACCAUGGCUCCAGACUGUGACUCAAGUUCUGUAUUGCCUGUGGUCCAGCGACCAGAUCCACCAACCCAGUUGUCCCUUCUUAGCCAGUCCACGAUGGACCAACAGGCCCUUAAUGAAAUUGAAUCUUCCGAGGAAGACUACAGUGAAGAAGACACUUGUCCUACUGCCAGCUCCAACCCCGUUGUAGUACACAGAACCAAUCUACUGAAAAAGAAGGCCAAGGCACAACAGCAGAAAGCACAGUCUAACUCUGGUUACCAGCAGGGGGGAGAUGGUGGUCCUGUGACUCCUUGUACAACAGGGAGAGGACCGGACCAAGCCGCUCUCAAUGCCACGGCGGCAGUUAAGCGCUUGCGGUCCAGGCUGGGCCAGUCAGAGGACCAUGAGGAGGAGCCCUCGAGACUGAUCACUCAGGUGCUGAACCCUGAGGCCACGCUCAAGCAGUCAGGUAGGAGAAGUGGUCGCUCCUCCAGAACAAGGAAGAGUCGCUCAGGGUUUGUUUCUGAGAGCCCAGGUCUAGAUUGUUCCGCUGUCAGCUCUGCAAGCGGGAACCAAUCUGGACUAGGCCUGUUACAGGCCAUGUUGGAACAGGUGGAGGCUGAGUUGGACUCCCUGGGUUGCCAGGAGGCUCACACAGCACCAGGCGUUAGUCCAAACCUGGAUCCACAUCCACACAAAACGCAAGGCCUUGCUGGAUUCUCUGUUGCUCUAAUUUCUACCUUAGGACGUCUUGUACACCUACUGAAACAGAGGGAGGAGGAUGCACAGAAGAAAGCUACGGAGUUCAGCAGACUGGAGGAGGAGGUGAAAGAGCAGCGGGGCUUGAUAGAUGCUCUUACUGCGGAGACCCUGGCUUUGAGAGAGGAGAGUGCCACCCUGCAGGCAGGGCUACAGUGCCGCACAGCUGAACUGGAGCAGAGGCUGGACACCAUGGUGCUGGCACUGGGAGAACUUGGACUAAUGGGGCUGCGCACAGAUGACGGACCAGAAGACCGUGACAUCAGAGCUACAGUGCGUCACAGCAGGCCACCUUUCCCCGGGCGAGAUCCUGAGCAAACACAAGCCUCUGUUUCUCCUGCUGUUCUGCUCUCCCCUCCUCAACAAAGAGACAGCCAGCAGCAUAGCCCAGGGUUUCAUCCUGUACUUUUACAUCAGGAACGUCCUCUUCUUGAUACUCUGUGUUACUGCGAAGAUGCUGAGGCCUACAGCCAUGCUUCUAGCCUCUCCGGCUUGCCUGUCCAUAGCCUCUCCAGCUUGCCUCUCCAAAGCUUCCCCUCCACCUCCUCCCUGGACCCAACCUCCAACCGUCUCCGCUCACAGCUCUCCCAAGAAGCCAUGUUGGCCGAGAUUGCUCAGCUGGGCCGACAGAAUGACCUGAUCAGAAACCAGUUGAACCAGGCAAACGGUCUUUGCCCAGGUGUCAGAGGAUCACUUGACAGUAGCAUAGAUAGGAGAGGCUCUUCUCCCAGCAGCACAGGGAGAGCCAUACCUCAGGCAGUUGGUGACGGGAGGAUGUUGGGGUCCAGUAAUGCAGGCCAAAGGACGCAGCAGAUCCAGCACCUUCCACGACAGUCUCCACAGCAUGACAUUCCCAGUAUGAGCAGUGUGGAGCAGCGCCUCCUAGAACUCAACAAGCAGAGUGCAGUGGCCAGGAGCAGACUCCUGGAGCUGAUUGAGCAGCAGAAACACAGCGCUUCGGCCAGGGUAUCGCGCUCUGUCUCCCCCAUCCCGCCAUCCGCCAUCAGCCCACACACAGCAGAGAGAGGAGGGACUCCAGAGUCAUCCAUGGACCUACUGUCCCAGCCUGGUGGUGGUGGGAGCCGAUCUGCUGGUGAAGUGACCUCUCAAAGAAAUACAGAACAGACAAGGAAUGGUAAGACACAGACGGGUGCCACUGACAUCAUCAUCACCCCAUUUUCUCAGGUGUAG
This is a messenger RNA of Lampris incognitus (smalleye Pacific opah), 2390 nucleotides long. RefSeq names its product spindle and centriole associated protein 1 (gene spice1). The coding region runs from base 63 to 2390 and encodes 775 amino acids. Lineage: Eukaryota; Metazoa; Chordata; Actinopteri; Lampriformes; Lampridae. Gene Ontology annotation, cellular component: centriole; spindle; centrosome. The record is from RefSeq and is a predicted model, not a curated record. The transcript has 18 exons. Gene Ontology annotation, biological process: regulation of centriole replication; metaphase chromosome alignment; mitotic spindle assembly.